Plodia interpunctella (Indianmeal moth) is the source of this 3224-nucleotide messenger RNA. It is a transcript of the gene centrocortin, whose product is annotated as Centrocortin. The transcript has 6 exons. NCBI's taxonomy places the organism in Eukaryota, Metazoa, Arthropoda, Insecta, Lepidoptera, Pyralidae. The record is from RefSeq and is a predicted model, not a curated record. Bases 286 to 2607 code for a protein of 773 amino acids.
GUGUUCCCGUGCGGGACGCAUGUGCUAUGCUGUGAACACGAUACUAAGUUGCGACACGAGUCCUCUUCGCGAUACUGUCGCAUAAUUGAUUGUCCAUUCGAUACUGACAUUGAACGAAUCGCGUACGAGACGGCCGACCGCUCGGAAUCGUCAGUUAUUAGCUUACGGCUACCGUAGUAACGCGUUUCUCAUUAACGCGAAUCAGCUGUGCUAUUGUGACGGUCCUGUGAGAAACGUGUGUGCGAUCUCCAAUCCUGCGAUGCCGUAGUGUAGUGUAGUGACACAAUGGAGGUGGCUAAGGAUGCGAAACUCAAAAGCGGCGGUUUCCAGGACAUUGAUGAUGACGAUGUGGCCUCUCGAAGGUGCAUGCUAGAUGAUUUGCAGCUAGCAGCUGAACUGGGGAAGACCCUGUUGGAGAGGAACAAGGAGUUGGAGACAGCUCUCAGACAACACCAAAAUGUCAUCGAAGACCAGGCGCAAGAAAUUGAAUACUUAACCAAACAGACGGUCGCUUUGAGGGAGGUCAACGACUCAAGACUGAGGAUCUACGAGCAGCUGGAAGUCAGCAUACAGGAUCUAGAGCGGGCCAACCACCGACUUGCCGUCGACCAUGCCGCUGACAAGAAACACAUUAAGACAUUAUGCGCAAACAUCGAAGCGUUGGAGAGUAAGUGCGAGGAACUGCAGAAAGUGUCGGACGACCUUAAUGCACAGCUAGAAAUCGCUAAACGAAGAGCGGAGAAGAAACCCCAGAGCGAGAAACCCAAAGAAAAUGAGAGCACAGAAAAAAUCCCUUCUACACCCAACUGUAAGAGGCCUCCUGAAGUUAGCACGCCAAUCAAAGCGACGCCUGUGGCCCUCCCAGAACUGACAAAAGAGGACGAAGAUUUACUCAGGCUAAGCGACGAACUUAGAGAAAGUAAAGUCUCCUUUGCACAGGAACAGCGAAGGGUAACCGAACUAGAGGAACAGCUCGCGUCUAUGGUCCAAGAGAACAAUAGGUUGCAGGAACAACUGAGGAAUUGGCACCAGAGAGAAGACGAACCGAAAUCGAUGCAUGAAGAGUUCUCUAUCUUGGAAGAAGUCAGACAAGGCCAACUUUGCAUAAGAUGUCUCAGAGGCGUCGAGCGGGGAGACGACAUGUCCUCGAUGCUGGACGGAGAUGACGAUGACAGGAGCGCUAUCAGCUCCCUGAUCCUCACGCCCGGCCCGGACAGCGCCAGGGAAGACCUGGUUUCCAACAAACUUGUCAAAUUCGACAAUGCCAAGGAAAAAUUACUUCAAGGUAUUUGGGCCAAUAAAGAGGACGGUCACGAUAACCCAUACAGAGAGCUGGUACAGAAGUACGAGGCUCUUCUAGAAGUUCAGCUGUCACAAGGCAAGAACUUGAGGAAGGGCAAGCAGGAGCAGCCUCCCGCGCCCGCUACCACGCUGAUCGACCAGCUGCAGACUUCCGGGGACUACAGCCACUUUAGCGUCAAGGACACGGACGAAGAGAGCGGCCACGGCGAAGAAGCACAGAAAGAUAUCAACCUGCAGAAGAAAGUUGAGACCACAUCUCGGAAAAAGAUCAUCCAAACACCAGAUUUUUCGGAAGCAGAAACGUCCAGCUCCGGCUUCUCUGAUGAGACGAGCAAUAAGGCGACGCAAACCGAACGCGAGCGACCCGGCUCAUUCCUCUGCACGAUUGCCGACGGAGAGGACUACAGAUUCAGCAUCUACGACGACGCUAGCCCCAUGGACAGCCGCUUCCGAAACAGACCAGAGUACCGCGAGCUGUUCAAAGAAAUCUUCACUAUUCUUAAAAAAGCUGCGGAGAACAAAGACGAAGGAGAGCAAUUGCCCCUCCUCGACGACACCACCGCCGGCAAAGUACCGCCAGUCACGCCGGCGACAGAGGAUCCACCAGGAAACUUCACCGAUGACACCCAAAGCGUUUUGUCGUCUGUAAUGUCUGAACAAUCGAUUCCAGUGUCCGACAUUACCGCACCAGAGACGCCGACUAUAAAAGAAAAACUUGUCGCCGAACCGGUCAAGAAGCAGGAAGUCAAGAACAAAGAAAAUAAGCCAGCGGAGUCCCCGGUUCCCGAGAAAGUUAAAGAGCCUAAAGAGAAAGAAUCCGAGAAGCAGGUGGGCGACAAGGACAAAGAGAAAGAGCGCGUGUUGACGCCGCUGGUGCGGCAACCGCUGGAGUACAUCGCGGCCACUAGAAAGAAGUCCAGGCAUCGCAACCGCAAGCACAGCCAGGAGCGACAGGGCGCGGACUCGCCCGUGUUCCCGUCGCCGCCGAAGAUCACCUACCAGAAAUCAUCGAACAAGAAGCGGAGGGACUAUAGGCCCAUCGAGGCGAGUCCGCUGGUGAAGCCUACCGAGAGCGAGUGGAACGGCUCCACGCUGCAGUUCUACAACCGCAACAUGAACUCGCCGACGCCGAGCGGGAGGCCGGGCCGCAUCUACCAGGGCUGGAACGCGGAGACGGGGUCGUGGGACGUGGCGCCCAGCACGGCGUCGCAGGAGAUCCACAAGCUGCGCAAGCUGGAGCUGUCGUACGCGGAGGUGCUCCGCAACGCCGACCAGACCAAGACCCGCCGCAAGAAACACCACUAAUUUAUCAUUUUAACAUUCGACCCCCUCUUGCUGAAGCAAGAGUUGAGUGAUCAACCGCCAUUUGUCUUUGCCAACUGGACAUAGGAAUUUAGUUUAGAGUAUUUGUGAUCUGCUAGCGUUACUUUUUUUUUAAUUUGUACCAAACUAUAUUCACAAUCGUAAAUUGCCAUAAUUGGUAUAGUUCUCGUAUACCGUAUUUUAUGUAAUUAUGACAUCUUGACAUCCCGAAAUUAAUUACAAUAGUACAUUAAAAAAUGUAAUCCAUUUCCCUCCGAUAUAACUACAUACAUAGCUUUCCUUGUUCAAAAAAUUGCAUUUAUCAAAGAAGUUUGUGUUAAGAUGGCUAAUUCGUUGAGUACUUCAUUUGAUUUGAAUUAGGCAUUAUCAACUGAAUGAGUUUUACUUUUUAACUCAGUUCUGUUACUUUUAGUCACUACUAUAAUUGUAUAUUAUGUAUUUGAUUUGAAUUUGUAAAUAUUAAGUUAAAUGUAUUUUUAUUGCCAUGAAUUUUUGAGUACUCAAGGUUUUUUGUAUGGAAUUGUAUGCUAAAUUUAUUUAAUGCCGCAUGGACAGAGGAAGGUUGAAGGUAUAAAUAAAAAUUUGCAUUAAUAUUACAA